CAACGUCAUCAACAACGCUCUCUUUUCAUAGAAUAUGGCAGGUGGUAAGAAGGCUCUGACGAAAGAAGAAGAACUUUUAUUGCAAGAUUUUAGUCGAAAUGUCUCGACUAAGUCUUCAGCUCUAUUUUAUGGCAACGCAUUUAUUGUGUCUGCCAUCCCUAUUUGGCUUUUCUGGAGAAUUCACCAGAUGGAUCCUUAUCAGUCAGCCAUUUUGUUUGUUGUUGUAACACUUGUAAGCACGUGGCUUGUAGCUUUUGCGUAUAAAAACGUGAAGUUUGUGUUGAAACACAAAGUUGCCCAAAAGAGAGAAGAAGCUGUCACUCGUGAAAUCAUGAAAAAACUAGUUGAUGACAAGAAGAUGUCAAAGAAAGAAAAAGAUGAAAGGAUUUUGUGGAAAAAAAAUGAAGUUGCUGACUAUGAAGCCACAACAUUUUCAAUCUUUUAUAACAAUGUACUUUUCCUGAUGUUGGUGAUUAUAGCCUCAUUUUAUGUGCUAUCUUCUUUCCAGCCUGGAAUUAAUUAUAUCAUAUCUGUUGGUACAGCUGGUGGAUUACUGGCCCUUUUUUCAACUGGCUCUCAGUAAAAAAAAAAUUACCAUAGCUAAUGCUGCCAUCUGAAUUCUAAUACAUUCCAGAAAACUUAAUUUGGUGUUUGAUUUGUUAUUGGUGUUAAGUAAAUACUGCAUUUGUAAUAAAUCACCCUUUUUAAUUCUGGU
This is a messenger RNA of Limulus polyphemus (Atlantic horseshoe crab), 715 nucleotides long. Its product is annotated as translocon-associated protein subunit gamma-like. Bases 35 to 583 code for a protein of 182 amino acids. Gene Ontology annotation, cellular component: endoplasmic reticulum; membrane. The record is from RefSeq and is a predicted model, not a curated record. Gene Ontology annotation, biological process: SRP-dependent cotranslational protein targeting to membrane. The transcript has 5 exons. NCBI's taxonomy places the organism in Eukaryota, Metazoa, Arthropoda, Merostomata, Xiphosura, Limulidae.